Molecule: messenger RNA, 521 nt
Organism: Salvia splendens (bonfire salvia)
Lineage: Eukaryota; Viridiplantae; Streptophyta; Magnoliopsida; Lamiales; Lamiaceae
Product: CRIB domain-containing protein RIC1
Exons: 3
Coding region: 126-521 (131 amino acids)
Source: RefSeq, a predicted model, not a curated record
GGGUGGUUUUUAGUGCUGAAAUUAAGAAUUUGUUUAUAUAUUUAUGUAGGUAGAAAAAAAAAAGAAAAUAUGGUAGGUUGAGUUGGUGCCAUGAUUGGCGUUUCUACAACACAAAAUAAAGGAAGAUGUCAACAAAGAUGAAGGGCCUCUUUAAAGGGCUUAGAUACAUUUCUCAAAUAUUUGAUGAUGAGAACGAAAAGGAAGAAGACAUGCAGAUUGGGCUUCCCACAGAUGUAAAGCAUGUUUCUCAUGUGGGGUAUGAUGAAUCUAAUUCUGCUGAUUCCAAACCCAAUAAAGACAAUGCUGAUGUCUCAGAAGAUUCAAAGAGAUCACACAAGGGAAAGAAAUCCCAAGGAAAGGAGCAAGGUACAAAACCGUCGCGGCGCCGAUCAACAGAAAACAAUCCACUCGACGCCAUCAAGAAAACGCGUCGGAAGAAGUCCGAAGCGAACGAACACAAGAGCUCCAAAAACAAAUCCGCCGGCGGAGAUGCGGCGGAGACGCAGUUGAGUGAAGACUAA